GUUGAGCAGGAAAAGCGGAAUUUGAAGAAUCGUUCACAUGUACGUGUGGAGACAACCUUUAAUCAGCAAGGCUGCUCAAUGUACAGACUAAGCGACUCAAGUCCUGCUGAAAAGAGGUUCUUCUGAGACUUUACGUGUUUCCUCCCUGAUGUCUGACAACCCAGUCCAAAGGUCCGGCAGCUGCUAGCCAGCUGAUCACAGUAAACAGCUUGAGACGGGACACUAAGUGUUUAUCGCUGCCAUGAUCAAGUCUGGAUGACCUGUGGGACCCACCGAUAACAGCACAGGUCCUGACCUGGAUUUGAACUCGGGCCAUUACACGAUCAGCGUCUUGUCGCUGGGACGCUCUGGACGUGUCGUACUGAUCUGAUCCAGACUUCCAGCUCCUUAUGGCUGUCUAUGAUGAGAACAUCCUGAAGAAUCCUUUCUACUUGGCGUUGGAGAAGCAGAGACCGGACCUCUGCAGCCGAGUGGCCGAGCUCCACGGCAUCGUUCUGGUGCCUUGUUGUGGAAGUUUGACCGUCAGCAGCUUCUCAGACUCUCAGUUCGACAGCUAUGUUCUGCAGCCCCUGGAGGACGGAUACCAGACUGUGGAUGGAAAGGAGCUCCGGAUCCAGGACAGACAGGUCCUCUUGGGAUCCGGCUUCCCGGCCCCGGCGUCGGUCCCCAUCCUGUUCGAUGAAACCUUCUACAACGACCGGGAGCAGAGCUUCAGCAUCCUGUGCAUCUCCAGGCCCGUCGAGAUGGACCCGAGCCUGGCGGAGCUCGGUCCGCCGCCCCCCUACUGCCUGAAGAGCCUGGAGGACGUCAGGGAGUUCCUGGGUCGCCACGCCCAGAAACUGGACAAAUUCAUCCAUGGCUUCUGUCAAGCCUUCAAAGAGCAGGAGAGGAAGGGACUCCGACACCACAUAGACUCUGUGAACGGUCUCUAUACUAACUGUCUUCAGUGUCUGCUGAGAGACUCUCGCCUGAAACUUCUGGCGAAGCAGGAGCCUCAGAUGACUCUUCUCAAGCAGGCGGUCGAGAUGUAUGUUCAUCAUGGUAUCCAUGAUUUGAUUUUUAACUUCGUGGGAACGCUUGAAGCCAGUCAGGACGCCGCCUUCAACAAAACUAGCAGGAGUCUGCAGGAGCUGCAACAGAAACACCUGGGAGUCAAACCUGAGUUCAGUAUGAACCUGUCCCGGGCAAAGCGAGAGCUGAGUCAGCUCAACCAGCACACCUCCCCCCUCCUCAAACUGCUGUGCCUGCGCAGAGUCGCCCUGAUGGCCACCCAGACCCCCAGACGCAGCGUCAGUAUAGAGGCUGUGUGUGCCGACGACCUGCUGUCCGUCAUCCUCUAUCUGCUGGUGAAGACGGAAAUCCCCAACUGGAUGGCCAACCUGAGCUACAUCAGAAACUUCUGCUUCAGCCACUCCAGUAAAGAUGAACUCAGCUACUGUCUGAGUACCUUCGAGGCUGCGGUGGAGUACAUCAACCUGGGAAAGCUGCAGGACACGCACACUGGCUCAGGUGAGCUGAACGACAAGGUGUUGUUCAAAGAGAGGAUGAGUCUGCUGUCUCAGAGCGCUGCCACGCCCAUCGACUGUCUGUUUGAGCACAUAGCGAAUGGAAAUGAAGUGGAGGUGGAGCGUCUGCUGAGUGAAGACGAGAGCAACGAUGACGUCAGGAUGUGUCAUCCCCUCUGCUCCUGUGACCUCUGUGACCUCCAGCUAUCCGGGCGGCUGAACGACCCGUCCAUCGUCACGCCGUUUUCCAGAGACGACCGAGGUUACACUCCGCUGCAUGUCGCUGCCAUCUGUGGUCAGUCCCAGCUGAUCGACCUGCUGGUGGUUAAAGGAGCGCCGGUCAACGCCACAGACUACCACACCCUCACACCGCUGCACCUGGCCUGUCAGCGGGGGUACCAGGGCGUCACGCUGCUGCUGCUUCACUACAAGGCCAACACGGACGCUCAGGACAAUAACGGCAACACGGCGCUGCAUCUGGCCUGCAUGUACGGACACGAGGACUGUGUGAAGGCUCUGGUCUACUACGACGUCCAAACGUGCCGUCUGGACCUGCAGAACGACAAAGGCGACACGGCGCUGCACAUGGCGGCCCGCUGGGGCUACGAGGGAAUCAUCCAGGUGCUGCUGGAGAACGGAGCGAGCGCUGCCGUCCUCAACAAGAACAAAGACUCGCCGCUGCAGUGCGCGCUCAACUCCAAGAUUCUGGCCGUUUACGAAUUUCCCUUCAGACCACGGUAUAAUGAAGAGUGUCAUCCUGUAGAGCAGGGGUCACCAACCCGGUGCCCCCGGGCACCAGGCCGCCUGCAGCAUCCACAUCAGUCGCCCAUCCUGGGGUUGUUGCAGUCGACGCAGAGCAGCCGGCAGCGCAGCGGCAGCGGAGUCGACUCUCCCAGCCCCUCCCCUCAAGCUUCAGACUGCAGCAGCCGUCGCUCCUCCGUCUCCAGCACCUCCUCUCUGGGCUCCGAGGCCAAACCGGAGGGAGAAAGGGUCCGACACAGAGAGGUGGAGAAGCUGCUGCGUGCCGUGGCAGACGGCGAUGUGGAGAUGGUGCGUUACCUGUUGGAGUGGAUGGAUGAGGAAGAGGAGGAUGAGGGAGAGCUUCAGUCUAAGGCUCUGCUCUGCCACCCGCUGUGUCAGUGUCCACGCUGCGCUCCCACUCAGAAGCUUUCUGUCCUGCAGGCCGGAGCUCUGGGCGUUAACAGCUGCAAUGUUCACGGUUUCACGCCGCUCCAUGUCGCCGCCCUGCACGGCCGCUCCGCGCUGACCACUCUGCUGAUCCGCCACGGAGCCAACGUCAACGCACGCACCAACCAGAGCGCCACGCCCCUUCAUCUGGCCAGCCAAAACAGCCACAUCCAGGUGGUGAGGUUUCUGCUUGAGUGCAAUGCGAAACUGAACAAGAAGGAUCACUAUGGCAACACACCUCUAAUACUGGCCUGUCUCUGUGGAAACCUGGAGACAGCCACCACCCUGCUGCAGAGUAACGCGCUGGUGAACGUAGCGAACCUUCAGGGGAACACCGCCCUCCAUGAGGCGGUGCGGGGGGGACACCAGGCGCUGGUGGAGCUGCUGCUGAGGGGUGGAGCUUCGCCCGGCCUCAGGAACAAGAGACAGAGGACGCCGCUGGACUGCGCCUACGAACUGGGCGGCAAGAACACUGAGAUCCUGAGAGCUCUGCAGAAAGCCUCUGGACUGUCUCCUGAUGCCGAACCAAUCAAACUCCUCUCGGUGCCCAAAGGAGCUCUGGAUGUUUGGUCAGCAUACUUUAGGCGUGACUCCAUCAAUGUUCAGAAACUGAGCCACAUUACUUUCACUGCUGCAGCUCACUCAUUCGUCCAGCGUCUGAGGCUGCAGGAUCACACCAACGGCAGGAGACAGAAGCUGGCCCAGUCCAUCAGCAGGAUUCAGCAGAUGAAGAAAGGCUCUUCUGCUCCUCCCCCCAGGUGUUCUGCCCUGAACCAGGUGAGUCCAGACAGGAGGAGGUUGAGGCGAGGGGAGACGGUGGAGGUCAGCAGCCCCUCGGCGGGCCUCGACACCGGGCCCCGGCUGAGAGGGCGGCCCCUGGGUCGCUGUCACACCCUGGACUCAGGAGAACAGAUGACGGCCUCACACAGUCCUAAACCGGCUGACCGCGCUCUGCUGGCGUCCGGAGGUCCAGACGACACGCAGCUGGAAACCACUGACGACUGCAGCUCCGGGAGCGAGAGCCCACCAUCCUCCCCCUCCACUGUGCCGUCACACGCUGAUGGUCUGUCCGAACCCCCAGCUGAUCACUCCGCUUCACAGCGCCCCACCAGCCAGAGUCUCCGCCCUCUAAAUGGACUGCUGGAACCAUCCGACGAGCAAACCGCUGACAACACCGCAGCUCCGCCCGCCCCGCUGACCUCCAGCCCACAACCCAGAAUAGUGGAGGGGGCCAGAGAGACACCGACCAAACAGGAGGCUGUGAGUGACGUAGAGACGUGAGGACUGGACUGGCCCAAACUUCUGGUUUCCCUUUCCUUCAGUCUUCGACUUCACACGAACCCCAAACAGACUAAAAGCACAGUGUCACAGUGAUGGAGCUCAGCUGACUCGUUCUGUAGCUAAUGGAGUGAUGUCACUGCGCCUCACAGUUCCUUCAGCAGUUUAAACUAAACGUUUCAAAGGGUCAGUUCAUACAACUUAUAAAACAUGUCUCACUUAUCCCUCGUGGUGUUUCUCACGCAGCUUUCAGGGAACUUCAUUGAAUGAUGGGCGCAUUGAGACGAACGACGCUGCAGACUGGAGUCUGUCUCAGAUGACUGAACUGAACACAGGUCAAAACUUUGAGUGCCACUAAUAAAACUCCACCCACUUCCUUAGUGUUGGUGUGGAGGCAGAUUAAAGAAGAUCAAAACACUCAGGUUAUUAUCUGAGCUGUCUGUCACAGACACCUUCAUCAGUCCUGCAGGCUGAUGUCUCAACACCUGGAAAAAUAAGUGAGAAUAUGUGUUUGUAAUUUGGGUGUACUGGCCCUUUAAAGUCACAAUGAAAUGCUGAGGUGUAGUUCUCUGUGUUUCUCUUUGAAGGUUUCCUCUCUGAUAGUCUCUAAAUACGCUGCUGCGUAAGAUUUUUGGGGCUCUCAGCAGUGUCUCACUGUCUUCACCUGCAUCAAAAACAGCUAAAUUAUAAUAAGAUUUUCAUUCUCUUAUGUUGUUUUAUUUUGGAAUCCCAUCACGUGAACUUCCUGUGAAAUGAACUUUUCUUCGUCGUUAAAUGAAUCGUAGAUCAGUUGAACCUCAAAUCAAACUGGCGCCUCUCUGUGGCUGACUGACACCCUGUUGGUUUGUUGGUCUGAAUACUUGAACCUUUUGGAAAACAUCAGUCGGCUCAAAAUAUAAAUCAACGACUAGAAACAACCUUAAUAAAGAAGAAAUGAGAACGAUGAAGGACAAAUCCUGAAAUGAUGUUGUCAUUUCCAGCGUCAUGUCUCAUCCUGUUCAGAGUGAAAUCAGAUCAUUUCAUUGUGACAUGAAGAGUUCAGCUGUAACAUUGACAGAAAGUUAGAUGGCUCUACUCUGAAGAGGCUUCUGGACUCCUCCUCCUCUUCCUCCCACCUGAGUUUGAAGCAUUUUCAACGUCUUCUCGCUUCACAAAAAGACAAAGGGAUGCAAAAUGACGUCAUUUUAGUUUCAUACUGCAUGAAUUUGUUUUAAGGCACGAGGCUGUAGCUCUGACCCGAGCAGCAGACUUCAGGCUGAAGAACAGGCUGUUUUAUUCUAGAAACUUUUUCACUGUUUAAAAUUUACAGUUUGGUUGGUUUGCUCAUUUUCACCAUCCAACGACGCCACCUGUGUUUUUAUUUGGAUCAUCUUAUCUGGAGCCUUGUUGUUGAUGGGGAUGUGUUCAGACAGGUCCAUCUUCUCCUGAAUGUGUUCUCUCAUGGAGCAGGUCAAAGGGUCACACAGCUGGUUCUCAAGGUUUUAGCUCAUUAAGUAUCUUGUAUUUUACAACUCUCACUUCCUUUUAACCACUGAUUUCAGUUUAUUCCUGUGAAAAUCAACUUACUGCAGCUUAAUGAUCCGCCACACUUCAACAAUGGUUGUUUAAUACAUGAAAAUGCCUCCUGAACUUAAUAAUGUAUUGACUUAAGUAGGAUGGUGCUUUGAGAUCAAAAAUCUCUUUUACAGAAGUGUCCCAACCAAGAGAGCAUCAGCACCUCCAACAUGUAGCUGACAACAUAUACCACAAACACAGACUUAUUAUGAAAUAGAUGAGUUAUUCAUAGAAUACUGAAGGGUCAGCUGAGAAGAUAAUGAUCAGAAGGCUAGCAAAACACUGAUAAACUAACUUCACAGUUAAACUGAGCUAAACCUCAAAUCUGUCCUCCGUGGUGCAUUCAAGAGCACUCUGACAAGGAAAAAUGACCACCGGCUGCAAAACAGUGUGUGAGACAUGAGUGUGAUUGUUCUUUCAGAUUUGUUGGUUCUGUCAAAGCACCUUUAAACGCAUCAACAGGGUCUUAAAAUGUGUUGUUAUGCAAAGACAACUUCAAGUUGCAAGACAAGAAAUAAAAGUGACCACGAGGGCUGGACGAUAG
Molecule: messenger RNA, 6069 nt
Organism: Chelmon rostratus (copperband butterflyfish)
Lineage: Eukaryota; Metazoa; Chordata; Actinopteri; Chaetodontiformes; Chaetodontidae
Gene: ankrd27
Product: ankyrin repeat domain 27 (VPS9 domain)
Exons: 30
Coding region: 390-3974 (1194 amino acids)
Biological process (GO): neuron projection morphogenesis; early endosome to late endosome transport
Cellular component (GO): late endosome; early endosome; neuron projection
Molecular function (GO): SNARE binding; guanyl-nucleotide exchange factor activity
Source: RefSeq, a predicted model, not a curated record